AUGUAAAGUGUUAUUGCUAUAAACAUGUCCUUAUUGUAUAUUUCAAACAUUCAUUGUGAAAAUAUUACUCAACUAAUUUUCUUGACUCCUUUUGCAAUGGGUUCACUGAAAAAGCGGAUUCAAAUUCAUCUGUUGAUAUCUAAAUAUGAGUAUUAGACUAUUGUUAAGUUUGAAUUAAAUAAAAUUAGUUAUAGCAAGAUAUUGAAGUUAGCAAUUAACAUUUCAUAAACUUACUAAUUAAGUUUAUUACAUAUUAAAAUAAAAUUACUAAUGAUAAAUCAGCCGAACUCAAUUAUUGAAUUACCUUUCUAGGUUUCUACAAGUCAUAUCUUGGACUUAUUUAUUAGCUGCACGAAAAAGAAAUAAUAUCAAAUAUUGGAAAAGGAUUCUAAUUAGAUUAUAGCAAUCAAGGAAAAUGUCGCAGUGAUUAAGAAUACUGUAAAACGGUUGGUUUGCAUGUAAGAAAAUACUUUUGAGUAAAUAUGUUUGGUUAAAAUCUAAAUUGAUACAAAUUAAGUUAAAUGUAUCAGAGUAGUUUCCAUACGAGGGAUCACUGGACAUUAUGAGGAAAAUUAAGAGUUGAUUAACUAUUUCUUAUCUAAGAUUGAUAAAUUACGCAAUAAGAAAACUUAAGAUUAAAACAUGAUGAAUGAAGCAUCUGAAUUUGUUGGGAUUGUGAAUGUUUCUGAAGAAAUGGAAAACCCUGCCAAUCAAAACCCUUACUAUUUAGAAACAAGCGCUUAUUACAUGUUUCACAAGUUGUUGUGUGCUUCAAAUUAUGGGCUUGGGAAAAAAGUAGCAGAAUAUAUUCAAAAAUUAUAAGGCAAUAUUUCUAAUGACUAAUCUAACAUUAAAUAAAAUGUUCAAUAAUUAAAUGCAUUCAUUAAUCAAAUCGUUGAAACAUUAUUUCAAUCUUUCAAUUUUGGGAAAUAAGAAACUACAUAAAUUAUGCCUUAUUGCAAGAUUUCAAUCGAAAAGUAUUUCUAUCUGAAGUUAUCUCAUUGCAUUUUGCCUCAAUAUUAAAACAUGUUCAAAUAGCAGAAUGAAUUGUUCAGAUCUAAGAAGAUUGACAGGAACAAUACAUAGACUAAGAGUGACUUACACAAGGAUCUUUAGAUUCCAGAAUUCAAUGCUCAAUAAUCAAUACGAAUUGCAGAAGCCUUGAAUGAAUUAGAUAAAAUUGAGUAUAUGAGUUAUCCAAGGGAAAAGUUGAGGUGCUUAUAGUUGAUGAAUGCCAUCCUAAAAGCUAUUAACUCUGGUUUGAUUGAUUAAUUGGUGAAGUACUGUUUGGUUUUGAGUAAUGUAGAUCAUCCAUUCUCAGAAAUUUAAUUACUCAUAGAUUCAACAAGUUCACAAGAUAGGCAAUUCCUGAAUAAAAUUAACCAUCAACUAGAAGAAAUAAUCAGUUCUUGA
Messenger RNA from Paramecium tetraurelia, 1413 nucleotides. RefSeq lists its product as uncharacterized. The transcript has 4 exons. The record is from RefSeq and is a predicted model, not a curated record. NCBI's taxonomy places the organism in Eukaryota, Ciliophora, Oligohymenophorea, Peniculida, Parameciidae.